GGAGUCCAGACAUUAAGAACGGCUGCUUUCCAAUCUGAUGUCCGCAGCAUGGAUUCCAGACAUGGCGCAACAAAAAGAAAGGGUGGCCCAGUGGACGAAGGUGAUGAAGCAGUAGCCAAGGUCCCUCGACCCAGCGAGGCAGACGGCCCACCGGCAGCACAGAAUGGUGCACCGGGGCUGCUGGUGGCUGACCGGCCUCCAGCCACGGUGAUACACGAGGUGGCUCUACCUGAAGGCACAGUUCACCAGCCAAAGGCCCCCAAGCCAGGCAGCAAGCCUGCCAAAGAGUACCCUUUUGUGUUGGACCCCUUUCAGGCCAAAGCAAUUGAGUGCUUGGAGGCGGGGGAGUCGGUGCUGGUGUCGGCGCACACGAGCGCAGGCAAGACGGUGGUGGCGGAGUAUGCGAUCGCCAUGGCGCUGCGCGAGAAGCAGCGCGUGGUGUACACGAGCCCCAUCAAGGCGCUGAGCAACCAGAAGUACCGCGAGCUGGCGGAGGAGUUCCGGGAUGUGGGCCUCAUGACGGGGGACGUCACCAUCAAGCCAGAGGCCUCCUGCCUGGUGAUGACGACCGAGAUCUUGCGGAGCAUGUUCUACAAGGGGAGCGAGGUCAUGCGCGAGGUGGCCUGGAUCGUGAUGGACGAGGUGCACUACCUGCGCGACCGCGAGCGCGGCGUCGUGUGGGAGGAGAGCAUCGUCAUGGCGCCCAAGAACGCGCGCUUCGUCUUCCUGUCCGCCACCGUCCCCAAUGCUCGAGAGUUUGCCGACUGGGUUGCCAAGGUGCACUGCCAACCAUGUCACAUUGUGUACACCGACUUCCGCCCCACCCCCCUCCAGCACUACCUUUUUCCGGCCGGCGGGGAGGGCCUCUACCUCGUGGUCGACGAGCGCUCCAACUUUCGGGAGGACAACUUCCAGACCGCCAUCAAUGCAGUCGGGGCCGGCGCCGACGCCAAGAAGGAGGCGCGCAAGAAGGCCAAAGGCGCCGAGGGGGCUGCGCCGCCCGCAGGCCCGUCGGACAUUUUCAAGAUCGUAAAGAUGGUCAUGACGCGGCAAUAUGAUCCGGUCAUCGUGUUCAGCUUCAGCCGGCAAGACUGCGAGGCGCUGGCGCGUCAGAUGAUGAAGCUGGACCUGAACGACGAGGACCACCGCAAGGCCGUCGAGGAGGUGUUCUGGAACGCCAUGGACAGCCUCUCCGAGGACGACAAGAAACUGCCGCAGGUGAACGCAAUCCUGCCGAUGCUGCGGCGCGGGAUCGGCAUCCACCACUCGGGGCUGCUGCCCAUUUUGCGUGAGGUGAUCGAGAUCCUGUUCCAGGAGGGCCUCCUCAAGUGCCUCUUCGCCACGGAGACGUUCAGCAUCGGGCUCAACAUGCCUGCCAAGACCGUCGUCUUCACCAACGUGCGCAAGUGGGACGGCGACCGCUUCCGCUGGAUCUCCUCCGGGGAGUACAUCCAAAUGAGCGGCAGGGCCGGCCGCCGCGGCCUUGACGACCGCGGGAUCGUGAUAUUGAUGCUGGACGAGAAGAUGGAGCCUGCGGUGGCCAAGGGCAUGCUGCAGGGAAGCGCGGACAGUUUGGACAGCGCGUUCCACCUGAGCUACAACCUGCUGCUCAGCCAGAUGCGCUGCCCCGACAGCACGCCCGAGGCCCUGCUCCAGCGCAGCUACAAGCAGUUCCAGGCAGACAGGGCCCUGCCCGACCUCCAGGCGCGCAUUCUUGAGGUGGAGGCGGAGCAUGCGGGCGUGGCGGUGGAGGGCGAGGCGGAGGUGCGCGAGUACGCGGAGCUGCGGGAACAGCUGCGCAAGCUGCACCGCGACCACCGAAAGAUCGUCACCGCGCCGCAGCACGUGCUGCCCUUCCUGCAGCCGGGGCGCCUCAUCCGGGUGCUCUGUCCUCCAGCAGACGAGGACAAGGCGGACCCCCUAGCCGACGCCGCCGUGGUGUGGGGCAUCGUGACCAACUUCGAAAAAGUGGACACAGCCAAGGGCGACGCGGGGGAGGGCCGGCCGCGUCUUCCGCAGUACACGGUGGACGUGCUCGCGCCGUGCGUGCCCGACGAGACGGCGGGGCUGGGCCGCAGGAAAGUGAUGCGCCCCGUGGAGGAGGGCACGCCGGGAGCGGAGCCCACCGUGGUGGCGCUGCCGCUCGACCAGGUGGACGACCUGAGCAGUGUGCGCGUGUACAUCGCCAAGGACCUGCGGCCACUGGAGGCGCGCGAGCGCGCCGCGCGCGCCGUGGCGGAGGUGCUGCGCCGCUUCCCGGACGGCGUGCCCACGCUGGACCCCGAGGACGACAUGCAGGUGGACGGCAGCGCGUAUCGCAAGGUGAUGCGCAAGGCGGAGACGGUGGAGGCGCUGCUACAAGGCCAUGCGCUCGCGCGCAGCCCGAGCCUCCGGCCGCGGCUACAGGACCUGGCGCGCAAAGACGCGCUCGCCGCGCAGCUCAAGGCGAUGCGCAAGCAAGCCAAGGCCGCGCAGUCCGUCGUGCUCAAGGACGAGCUGAAGGCGCGGCGGCGCGUGCUGCGGCGGCUGGGGUACGCGACCGCGGAGGACGUGGUGGAGGUGAAGGGGCGCGUGGCGGCGGAGGUGAGCAGCGCGGACGAGCUGGUGCUGACGGAGCUCAUCUUCAGCGGCGCCUUCCAGGACCUGUCCGUGGAGCAGGCCACCGCGCUGCUCUCGUGCUUCGUGUGGCAGGAGAAGGUGCAGAACAAGGGCGCCGCAGCCACCAGGCUCAAGGAGGAGCUGGCGGGUCCGCUGAGCGCGCUGCGCGACAUUGCGGGGCGGGUGGGCAAGGUGGCGGAGGAGUGCAAGAUGGAGAUCGACGUGGACGAGUACGUCGCCAAGUUCCGGCCCGACAUCAUGGAGCUCGUCGCCGCCUGGUGCCGGGGCGCCAAGUUCGCAGAGAUCAUGAAGAUGACCGAGAUUUUUGAAGGCUCUCUCAUCCGAGCGCUUCGGAGGAUAGAAGAGUUGCUGCGACAACUGUGUGCAGCUGCGAAGUCCAUAGGAGAAACAGAGCUUGCCAGCAAAUUUCAAGGCGGAAUAGAGAGGAUAAAGCGGGAUAUUGUCUUUGCUGCAUCGUUGUACCUGUAAAUACGUAUACGAUUAAGCCUCAUAAGCAGUCAAGAAUCUGCAUACACCGUCCCUAAUUGCCAA
Molecule: messenger RNA, 3150 nt
Organism: Klebsormidium nitens
Lineage: Eukaryota; Viridiplantae; Streptophyta; Klebsormidiophyceae; Klebsormidiales; Klebsormidiaceae
Source: the annotation of a GenBank genome assembly